Messenger RNA from Phasianus colchicus (ring-necked pheasant), 1374 nucleotides. The record is from RefSeq and is a predicted model, not a curated record. Lineage: Eukaryota; Metazoa; Chordata; Aves; Galliformes; Phasianidae.
UUCCCCCCUCUCCCCCCGCAGUCAGCACUCGAUGGUUACCACGUCUGCAUCUUCGCCUACGGGCAGACGGGCAGCGGCAAAACCUACACCAUGGAGGGGCCGGAUGCUUUGGACCCCGAGAGGAGGGGGAUGAUCCCCAGAGCAGUGCACCGGGUCUUCCAGGGAGCACAGGAGCUGGCAGACAAAGGCUGGCAGUAUCGUUUCAGCGCCAGCUUCCUGGAGAUCUACAACGAAUCCCUGCGGGAUCUGCUGGGCGCUCGGGCGGAGCGCGGGGAGCUGGAGAUCCGCAGGGUCAGCUCAGCCAGCGAGGAGCUGCACGUCCCCAACCUGCGCUGCGUCCCCGUGGCCUCUGAGGACGAGGUGAAUGAUAGAAACCUGCUUUGCUUUCCCAUUUAUUUCAUACGCUCACGAGGUUGGAAAGGACCUGCAGCAUCACCCAGUCCAACCCUCCCCCAUUUACCCUUGCUACCACAAGCACUAAAGCACAUCUCAUCUGGCUCCUGCGUGCUGCCAGGGCCACUCCACCACCUCCCUGUGCAGCACCUGCCCACUCUGAGACAAAAAGUUCUUCCUUGUGUCCAACCUGCGCCUCCUCUGCUACGACCUGAGGCCGUUUCCUCGGCUCCUGUUCGUUGCUGGGAGCAGAGGCCAAACCCCUCCUCGUCACAGCCCCCCUUCAGGAAGCUGCAGAGUGCACCGAGGUCUCCCCUGAGCCUCCUCUUCUCCAGACUGACCAACCCCAGCUCCCCGUAAGACCCCAUCGUGCUGCAGACCCCUCAGCAGCAUCACUGCCCUUCUCUGGACACGUUGCAGGGCCUCGAUGCCUUUUUUGUCGUGAGGGCAUCAACCAACUCCCCCAGCUCCCUUUCCUCCUCACAGCCGCUCCUCCCACAGCCCUGCACGGGGUUAUGAUGGCCGAAGUGCAGCACCAGGCACCUGGCCUCGCUCAGCCUCAUCCCCUCCCCCUCAGCCCACAUCCCUGGGAAGGGCCUCCCCACCCCCAGGUGGAUCCACACCACCCCAAACUGAGGGUGCCCUCAAUGCCCUCAUCUGGGUCAUGCAGAAAAAUGUUAAACCAGAUGGGUCCCAGCACCGACCCCUGGGGGACCCAACCUGUAAGGAGCAACCAGCUGGAUUGGCUCCAUCAGCCACAGCUCCACCAGCCACAACUCCAUCAAUCACAGCUCCAUCAAUCACAGCUCCAUCAAUCACAGCUCCAUCAAUCAGCUCCAUCAGCCACCGCCCGCUGGACACCUGAAGAAGGGCACCCCCAUCCCCACAAAACCCCGUGAAAUCCACCCCAGGACACUGCAAACCCUCAAGAAACCCCGCAAACCCCCCCUGAAAUCCCAUAAACCCCUCCCAAAAUCCCAU